Molecule: messenger RNA, 1059 nt
Organism: Cladocopium goreaui
Lineage: Eukaryota; Dinophyceae; Suessiales; Symbiodiniaceae
Source: the annotation of a GenBank genome assembly
AUGGCGAUGUCCAAGACGGCCAAUGGUAAUGCUACUUCGGAAGGCUCAAAGGAGCAGGCGAGCCAAGCCCUGCGGCAGCUCUUCCGACGCAACGGCGCGGCCAAAGACGACGCAGGUGAGGCUGGCGAAAUUGAUGUGAAGUUAGCCACGCUGUUGGAUCGUGUCCUCAAACCUACAGGUGCUUCAUCCAGCUCAAGUUCCAAAGGGCCCAUGCCGGUCACAAAACCGGCCAUGGAGACUCCAGAGGAGCUGGCUGAAAAGAUGGGCCCCGAGCCCUAUAGGAAGCCCCUGCCAGACAUGCCCAAGCGACGUCUGGUUCUGCCAGAAGAGGGUGGCCUUUCCGCCCCAAUGAAAGUUAAAGUAAAAGAAGCCCGCAAGGCAUUGCAAAAGAAAGAUCAGACCGUCACGCAGCUGACUUUGAGCCUGAAGCAGUGCCGCAAACAGGUGUGGGAUUUGCAAUGCGAAGCCAAUGCGGCAGAUAUGAAGGUUGCCCGAAUGCUUCAGAAGCGCGAAGGGGAGCUGCCAGAAGAAUAUCGGGAAGAGUUGGAACGGCUCAAGGAUAAGGAGGAAGAAAUUGCUGAUCAGCUCAGCACCGCGCGUGCCAACGCACAGCGCUGGGCCUCUGUGGCCAAAAGACAAGAUGCUAUGCUACAGCAGGACUCUGGGGAUGCUAUGCUUGUGAAAACAAUGCUAGUUAGUUACCUUUUUUCCUUGGUAGAAUCAUCUUCCAUGGAGCUGCUCGACAAGCUUGCCAUCUAUGUUGUGGCCGUUACCUUGCUCAUCAUGCUCGCGAAGCCUGCUUUGCCGAAGGUCACUUGGGGCUAUGAUUUCCUUCCGCAAAUGGCAUGUCAUAUGUGGUCCUUUCUGAUUGCCUGCAUCAUCCUCCUCUAUCUUGGAAAUGGAUCUAGCACAGAACAAUUUAUGGCCAUCGCAUCGUUCACGGCUUCUAUGCUCAUUGUGGCAAAUCUGGCUACAGUGGGUUACCCUCUCUACUACUCCGCUCCUGCCGUGGCGGCGUUGUGGGAGCUGAUCUAUGUCAUCCAGCGGUUUGACAAGUGA